Messenger RNA from Microdochium trichocladiopsis, 1479 nucleotides. RefSeq lists its product as uncharacterized. Lineage: Eukaryota; Fungi; Ascomycota; Sordariomycetes; Xylariales; Microdochiaceae. The transcript has a single exon. Bases 1 to 1479 code for a protein of 492 amino acids. The record is from RefSeq and is a predicted model, not a curated record.
AUGUGCCCGCCACGUCCGGAGGACUUGCUGGUGAAGCAGCCUUCGCCCACCUGCAUUGGUCCUGCUCACUUCACGACUGGUCUUAGAACCUUGAACCCUUGCGCUGCGGACUUUGUAUCGCCAUCCCGCAGCAAGGAGCAGCCAGUGUCAGGAAGCGAUGAUGGCAAGAACACUACGGGAGAAUGCACUUCGGUUCCUGGUGGACUCGAUGGCUGCUUGGAAAGUGAAUUGAGCCCAGGGUCUGGUUCGUCUCCGACUAUUCUCACACCUGCCUUUGACUCCGCGUCUGAGGGCGACGACAAUACUGGUCAGGGCUCAGCUGGGAACAAGCGUGCCUCAUCACCUGCACUGAAGUCUUCUGACGAGGGUUCGCUGGCAGUUCAGCCGGCAGGCAGCUCUGAGAAAGUCAAGACCACGGUGGUAACGACGAAGAAAGCGUCAAUAAAGAAGGCAGAUACAGCCAGUUUGGUGCCCAACACUGCUUACAGCCAUGAAGCUGUCGACACUCCCGCAACUGUUUCGGCAGACACAACGCCGGCGAACUGUACUCAACUGGGUUCUCAGCCGACCAAGAAAUCCAGGAAGAAGAAGUCCAGAAAGAAGACAGAGCCAGAGGCACAUUCUGCCGAAGAGCAGACAGGGGAGGAAUCCAAGCACGCUGCCAACAUGCUGCCGCGGCGCUCUCACGACCAAGACGACAAGCAAAAGCACAUUGUCGGCCAACCUGAAGCAGAAAGUGAUCGCCCAGGCAGCAGAGCCUCGACCGGGAAGCACAGUCAUCCCAACACUCCAAACAUGUCUCAUGCCUCGCACAAGCUGCAUUCACCGCAAACUACCAGUGCACCCGGUCGGGCUAAGAACAAUUCCUCACAAGCUAGUGACGAUGAGAUUCCGAGCUGGAGGAAGAACUUGCAGCACCGUAAGAAGGCAGCUCAGGAGCACCACGAACGCCGACGACAGAUGAUAUCCACAACUUCCGGCAAUCCGAUCGGCAGUAAGGAGGAUAGCAAAAGCCAAAAGAGCAUUGAUGCCGUAUCUCAAGGCAACCGGACUGGUAAAGAGACUGGUAAAGCUCACUCUAGACCGCCACCCCGUGCUGUCGCAGUCGCAGGGCCCGCGCUGAACAACAAGAAGUCUUCGCGGUCUCUGAUAGCAGGCCCAUCGGGCAAGGCCUAUCCCGUGGACACAAUCCGCAAGUCACCCACAAAGGCCAAGGGUGACAAACCCGUCGACAGAAUCUCUUUCAAGCCUGAGGACUGGCCGGAGCUCCCGGCGACUCCCAAGAAACUGCAGCAGCAGUCUCCGCCGAUCGAUGCUGUGGCCGGCGCGAUGCCCACGACGAACAAAGACGGCUUGAAUGACGAACGAGGCAAGGUCGAAAAGCCUGAGAGCGUGGUUCUACAGUCUGAAGCAGCAGUCACAUCUACUACCGGUAGCGACGACAUUGCGGGUGAGAAGGACAAUCAGAAGGUCUUAUAG